This is a messenger RNA of Symbiodinium necroappetens, 948 nucleotides long. NCBI's taxonomy places the organism in Eukaryota, Dinophyceae, Suessiales, Symbiodiniaceae. The record is from the annotation of a GenBank genome assembly.
AUGAAACGCGUCCUCGAAUGCAUCGCCAUCCUGAUCACCGCCGCAACCUCGGCCGUCGCCUCGGCCCAGGUCAGCGUCGUCUGCACGACCGGCAUGAUCGCGGACGUGGCCAGUGAAAUCGCCGGGGAUCACGCGACCGUGACGAGCCUCAUGGGCGAGGGCGUGGACCCCCACCUCUACAAGCCGACGCGGACGGACAUCACCGCGAUCCUGCGCGCCGACGUUGUGUUCUACAACGGCCUGCACCUCGAAGGGAAGAUGACCGACGCCCUGACGCGUGCCGCGAACGCCGAGCGGGUCGUGAUCGCUCUCGGCGACGCGCUGGACCACUCAACACUCCUCGAGGACGAGGAAACGCCCGGCCACCCGGAUCCGCACGUCUGGAUGGACCCAACCGCGUGGGCGAAGAUCGUCCCGGCCAUCGAAUCGGCGUUGAGCGAGCAGGACCCCGAGAAUGCCGGGGCUUACCGCGAGCGCGCGAGGGAGUACGCGGAAGAGCUCGAGGCCAUCGACGCUUAUGCGGAACGCGUGCUCGGCACGGUGCCCGAAUCGGGGCGCGUCCUCGUCACGGCGCACGACGCCUUCGGUUACCUGGGCCGGCGCUACAACAUGGAGGUGGUGGGCAUCCAGGGGAUCUCGACGGAAUCGGAGGCGGGCCUGCGCGACAUCGAGCGGCUCGUCGACAUGCUCGUCACCCGGGAGAUCAAGGCGGUCUUCGUCGAGUCCACCGUCUCCGACCGCAACGUCAAGGCCCUGAUCGAGGGCGCCAGGGCCCGCGGGCACGAGGUGACCAUCGGCGGCGAGCUCUACUCCGACGCGAUGGGCGCUCCGGGCACCUACGAGGGGACGUACAUCGGCAUGAUCGACCACAACGUCACGACGAUCGCCCGCGCCCUGGGCGGCGACGCCCCCGCGAGCGGGUUCAGCGGGAAGCUUGCCCCGCGGUGA